AGUGUGCUGCAGGCUGAGGGUCGGGGGCUGGACACACUGUAUAAAACCCGCUGCUGUGAAACCCGGAGUCACUCAGUCAGAACCGCAGCAGCAGAACCGGGCCGAGCCGAGGCGAGGCGGCGGGAGGAGGAGCCGUGUGGAGACUGAGGGGUGGAGCUGCUGGAGCUGCUGUUCCUCUCCGCCCAGAGAAACUGCGCAGUCUGAGCUUCACACAGCGCCGAGAACCAGACCCUCAACAUGCGGAGCACCGGACCCAGAGUAACGGCGAGUAUUCCGUAGUAACGGCAGGUAACCCUUGGUAACGGCAAAAAGCAGCGUAACCCUUGGUAACCGCGAGUAACGGCGAGGGGCAGGUGUGCGGAUUAGAGCAUCCUAUAGCCUCGGCUGCAGGGUCGCGCUACCGGAGACUGAGCUCUGCGGGAGAAGGAGGCUACGGUACCGGGUCCGGGGACUGAGCGCUGCGGGGUUAGAGGAGCAGAUGUGCGGCUCUCAGGUUCCUCUCACCCAGCGCUAAAAUGGCCUCUACAAUCGAGAGGAAAACACUGGAAGCUAAUGAAGAACCUGUGGAUGAGGUCCUCCAGGUACCUCCAUCACUGCUGUCCUGUGGUGGAUGUCACCAAAGUAUCGGAGAUCGCUUCUUCCUCAAGGCCAUUGAGCAGUACUGGCACGAGGACUGUCUGAGCUGUGAUCUCUGCGGCUGUCGGCUGGGGGAAGUUGGCCGGAGGCUUUACUAUAAACUGGGCAGGAAGCUGUGCAGGAGAGACUAUCUCAGACUUUUUGGCCAGGAUGGACUCUGCGCUUCGUGUGAGAAGAGGAUCCGGGCGUUUGAAAUGACUAUGCGAGUGCGUGAUAAAGUGUACCACCUUGAGUGCUUCAAGUGUGCAGCGUGCCAGAAGCACUUCUGCGUUGGAGACCGAUAUCUGCUCAUCAACUCGGACAUUGUGUGUGAGCAGGACAUAUUUGAGUGGACCAAACUAAACGGCAACUUGGUAUAAUUUCUUUCAAAAAGUGUUGAUGCCGUUCCAGGAUCAACAGUGAUCCCUUUACAAUCAGCUAAAAAUGCAGAUCUGCGUAUAAUUAUGCAUAUAAUGAUGCAGUGCAGUUUUUACUUUACGUUUGUGCACCCCUCAUAUUGCAUGUCCCCUCCAGAGGACACAGUAAUCUGUACAUUCUAAUGAAUAAUUAUUGUCUAUGUGCUUUAUUUAGCAUAAUGCAAAAAAGUUGAGUGUGCAAAAACAAUUAAACAUCAAAUAGUUUUUAGCAUAUUAAAUAUAGAAAACAAGUAAGAAUUGAGCUCUGAAUGCACAGAAACGAAAUAUCAGGGUUCCUGCAGGUCCUUAAAAAAUCUUAAAAUGUCUUAAAUUAAAAUCCGGGUAAUUAAGGUCUAAAACUGUAUUAAAUUUACUGUAAAUUUGCGUUACAUUUUCAGACUGUGCAUUUAAUGCCAGUAGAAAGGGCACAUGCUAACUUUAGCAGUGAAUAAGCUAACGUUACCAGAAAGAGAACUAAGGUUAGCGGAGAGCUAGCUAACGCUAACGUUAGCAGUGAGUUAACUACGUUUCAGAGCUAAUGGAGCAAAUGGAGCGUUUCCAAUGCAACAAAUUUUUUCCCAUUAAACCAAAUAUGUCUUAAAUUUUAUUUAUUGAGGUCUUAAACAGGUCUUAAAAAGCAUUAAAUUGGACUUUUAAAAUGGUGCAAGAACCCUGAAUAUAUGUAAGUUUGUUUUCCUGUGGUUUAUUCUCUUAGAAAAUCAACUCAACAGGUCUGUCAUUUGACCUGAUGCUUUCAAACCAUGAAUAAUAUUAUUCAAGAAACAAAUCUCAUAUUUUUUUAUGUAUAAAAGCAAUAAUCCUUUUUGCAGUGAUGAUAAACAUAGAGACGUGAUUACUGGCAGAUAAAACAGUCGUUUUGUUAGAGAGCCACAUGCAUUUUGCUACAGAUGUGUGAAUAUAUUUAUAGUAUAAACAAAUGAUCACUUCAGUGAAACCAGUUCUCAGACCUUCAUGAUUCUCUGCUUUAAUCUGGCAGCCAGUGGCUCUAAAUUGUGGUGUUUUUUUAAUCUGAGAACUCUUUCGUGCCUUGUGGGCAGUUUUUCUUAACUUGCACAAAAUUGGAAGUGAUGAGUCAGUAUAAAACUUUUGAUAAUCAUGUUGGCAAGAAAAAUUGGGAUAUUUUUAUAGUCCUAAGUCCAAUCAGUGUUAAAACAGUACACUGUACACAGGGGUGGAUGGGUAAACACUGAAUGAUUGCUGUUUUUUAAUUCCAAUCUUUAUUUAGAAAAUUGUUCCUAACAUUAAAAUGUCAAUGUUGUUUUCUUUAAUCUAUUUGAUGCAGAAAUAUGAAAACAAAUUCUGCCAAUAAAUGUGUAGAAUAGAA
Molecule: messenger RNA, 2376 nt
Organism: Astyanax mexicanus (Mexican tetra)
Lineage: Eukaryota; Metazoa; Chordata; Actinopteri; Characiformes; Acestrorhamphidae
Gene: lmo2
Product: LIM domain only 2 (rhombotin-like 1)
Exons: 3
Coding region: 516-995 (159 amino acids)
Biological process (GO): positive regulation of transcription by RNA polymerase II
Cellular component (GO): nucleus
Molecular function (GO): transcription coactivator activity; DNA-binding transcription factor binding
Source: RefSeq, a predicted model, not a curated record